This is a messenger RNA of Caenorhabditis elegans, 565 nucleotides long. It is a transcript of the gene F55A4.7, whose product is annotated as Ovule protein. The record is from RefSeq and is marked reviewed. Bases 99 to 494 code for a protein of 131 amino acids. Gene Ontology annotation, molecular function: actin binding. NCBI's taxonomy places the organism in Eukaryota, Metazoa, Nematoda, Chromadorea, Rhabditida, Rhabditidae. The transcript has 6 exons.
GAGACUCAAAUAAACAUUCAACUUGGCAGCAGCGGAUAUUUCUUUAGAUAUUUUUGUGAUUCUAUUGAUUUUUUUUCUUCAAAAACUGUCGAAACAAGAUGCAAAAUGAGACAGAGUAUGCCAAAAAGCAAGCUGAGAAGCACAAGAGAAAAAUAAUUCUGCCAAGUUAUAUUUCCUGGGAAUACGGCUCCAAUAAAUUCGCUUCACAGAAGGGACAGCCUGCAUUUGGAACAAACCGGAACACGAAGCUCAAUAACGACUCCGAUGUGCAGUUUUGGAAGAAAAAUGAUAAAGUUAUUUAUGAAUAUGUAAAAGUUGAUGAAGAUACCGAAGAUGUAGAGAAAUCUGAAGAAGAUAAAGCAUGUUCUGCCCCUUCUUCCUCUAUGCCAAAGUUUGAAGCUCAACAUAAUACAGAUGGCAAUGAUCAACAAUAUAAAGCCUGGAUUGGUGGACAGUCUACAACGUUCACUCCAGCUGAAUCGCGGCAAAUCUGAUGUGUGCUUGUAUUGUUUUUUUUGUAAUUUUUUUCAUUAAAUUUCAAAAAAAUAAAAUACAUUUAACACAG